GGCGGUCAGCUGACUGACCAGGCUGGAGACAUCAUGUCCCCAAACUUUCCAGAAUCGUACCCAGAUAAUGCUUACUGUGCUUGGGCCAUAACUGUGGAAUCCUAUCAGAUUAUUGAUUUCAGAUUCAAACGACUUGAUAUUGAAAGACGUGACGAACAGUACUGUAUCGAUUACCUGAAACUGUACGACGGUCCUGACUCGAAUUCUACACUGAUCGGCACAUACUGUGGUUAUCAAAAUGAUGCGGACGCCUUGAAUGUGAUCGUGAGGACUACCGGCUAUCAGUUGUAUGUGCAGUUUGUAUCAGACGAAUCUGGGUCAAGGCCAGGCUUUAGUGCCUCGUAUGGGGCUCUGGAAUGUCCACCAUUUUACUACGGACGCGAUAAAUGCGAGUCACCAUGUGUAUGUGUUCAAGAAAACACCCAGUACUGUGACAAUAAAAAAGGUGCUUGCUACUGCCAAUCUGGGUGGUUUGGUUACGACUGUUCCAUUGACACUAACGAGUGUGAGGACCCCAACAUAUGUGAAGACGUCUACUCCGUUUGCAACAACACAAAGGCUGGCUACGAUUGCUUGUGUAAACCUGGGCUACAGAAAAACAGCACGGGAGCAUGCAAAGCUGCUGUUAACGAAUGUACUACUAAGAAAUGUUCUCAUUAUUGUGGUGUGACAUCAAAAGACCCGUGGACCGAAGUUUGCAGCUGUCCCAAGGGAAUGAGGUUAAAUGCUACUGAUCAACAGACUUGUAUAGAGUGUGAUAAUACGACCUAUGGAGACAACUGCGCCUUGGGCUGUAACUGUUACUACGACCACACAAAGUCCUGUAACAAAGAGAACGGACUCUGCACCUGUAAGCUGGAAUGGACAUCAUCAAACUGCUAUGAAGAUGUCGAUGAGUGUAGUCUAGAGAAGCCGCCUUGCACAAAAGAACAUGAUAACGCUUUUUGUUACAAUACUUGGGGUUCUUUUGAAUGUCGAUGUGUUAGAAAUUUUGAGGUGUUCAAUGAAACGUAUUGUAAUGAAUGCGGUAAAACCUUUACAGAGACUUCAGGUAAAAUAGAUUCUGGAGUUUACUCUGGUGGCUAUUUGGGAGUAGAGACUCAGUUGUGUAACUGGACGAUAAUAGCUCCGCUUGGUCAGGUCAUUACUUUAAAUCUGCAAUUCAAAUACCAAAUAGAGAUACUACUAUGAUUCUCUCUAUUUAUAUGAUGGAGACAACGCCAAUGCAACGCUUCUAGUUUCAUUUAGCUAUGAAUACUAUUAUGGUUACUAUCCUUACAUCGGACUGAUCCGAUCUUCGGGCAAUGCAAUGUUAAUAAUUAGAAAUGCACAAGAAUAUAUAUAUAAUUCCAAUGGUUUCACAGCGUAUUAUUGGAUGCAUGAGUGCCCGAAUUGGUUUUACGACGCCAAUUGUUCAACGCCCUGCUCAUGUAAUAGCGACAACACUGAGCGAUGUAUUAGCACCACUGGUCAAUGUGUUUGUAAACCAGGCUGGACAUCA
Molecule: messenger RNA, 1501 nt
Organism: Physella acuta
Lineage: Eukaryota; Metazoa; Mollusca; Gastropoda; Physidae
Product: tolloid-like protein 2
Molecular function (GO): calcium ion binding
Source: RefSeq, a predicted model, not a curated record